Messenger RNA from Rhizophagus irregularis DAOM 181602=DAOM 197198, 733 nucleotides. RefSeq lists its product as uncharacterized. The record is from RefSeq and is a predicted model, not a curated record. Lineage: Eukaryota; Fungi; Glomeromycota; Glomeromycetes; Glomerales; Glomeraceae.
CCGGACCUGGUUUUAGAUUUUUUCUCUGGUAAUAAUUAUUGAAUAUAAUUUUCUACGAAAAAAUCAUAAGAUGGAUGUAAAUAAAAUGCUAUACUUUAUAACACCACAAGGAGAAACAACAGAAAAUAAAAAUUCAAAUAUACAGGGAUCAUCACGGAUUCAAAGCGGAGCACAGGGUUCAAGAAAUAAGUUCGACUUAUCAAGUACUUAUGAACAGUACAUUCGCCCGUUAAAAGAAAAUGGAGUUGAUAAGGAGCCUACAUAUUUUCCAUACAUCAGCAAACUUCCUGGUAAAGUGAAGAUAGUUGGAGAUAAGAGUCUUAGAAAACUCGUUAACAAACACCAUCGAAGGUGGAAAGAAAAAUAUCCUUCAGAGAAAUUUCCUCUAGAUUCAAAAAUAUUUGAAAGUAAUAUGUUGAAUUCAAUCAAACCUGGACCAAUUCCAGGUUUUGAUUCAGCAGAAUAUGGUUUAGUUGAAGAUAGAAGAUCAAUUUCAAGCUCUUCAACACAAAUUUCAAAUAACAAUAUUCGAUCGACUAUGGGUAACUACGCACAAGCAAGCCUUUCGGAGUUAGGACCACAUACUUCUCUUCUGGAUGAAGAUAAAACACAUGAGAAGAAAAAAAAGAAAAAACGAAAGCAUGAAAUGGAUUAUGAUGGAGAGAGAAAAAGAAAGCAUAAACACGAUAAAGAACAUAAAGAACAUAGAAAAAAUGAAAAGAAGCGAAAGAAA